AUGAUGUGUCGUGUAUUGUGUUUUCUCACUUUGCUGUUGAGUGUUGUCUCUUUGUGUGUGACAGCUGUGGCAGAUUCUUCUCCUGCCGAUGGUCCUUGUGCUAAAGGUGCUGAUUCUCUUCCUGAUGGUCAAACUUGCCCACCUGCCCCUUCUCCUGUUCCACCACCUCCUCCUCCGGGUCCACCACCACCACCUGGUCCUCCUCCUCCUACACUUUCUGAUGUUGAGGGUACUUGUACUUCAGAUACUAACUGUAAUGCCGGCCGUAGUGCUUCUGGUCCUUCUAGUCCUAAUUGUGAGACGUCUACUGAGUCGGAAACUUGUAUUCCUAAGGAUCCUAAGAAGGAAGACAGUUGCCGUGAUGGAUCUGAUCACCCUUGUACACAACCACAGCAUGAACCGGGUCAACCUACUCAUAAUCCUCAACGAGAAGGUAAUCUAAAUGGUAAACCAGGUUCCACUGGUGUUUCUGGUGAACCAGGAGAAUCUGCGGCGGGUACUUCUGAACCUUCUGUUCCUUCUUCUUCUUCUGACCCUUCUGUUCCUGGUCCUACUCCUACACCUCCUGCUGCUCCUCAACCUCCUGAGGGGAGUGUUGUUGGGCCUUCAGUUGAUGACCAAACUGGAAGCAACGGCAACAAUACACCGCGUGAGGGUGGAAAUGGAGAUAACAAUGAAACUGCGGAGAAACAACCUUCUGCUGACUCUCCUAACACUUCGGCCACAGUGAGUGGUGAUGGUUCUGAUACUGCAUCACCAGGGAAUGGCACUAUACCUGCAGGGAGUGAAUCAACAAGUAACCCAGCUAAUGAAGAAUCAACUAUCACCACCACCACCACAACAACAACAACACUUCCUCCUGAACUCACAAACAACAAGAAGAGUGAUGCAGACAGCAGCAGCAGUAUCAGCAGUUCUGUGUGGGUGCGUGUGCCACUACUGAUUGUGUUUACACUGGCCUGUAUUCUUGUGUGCUGA
Messenger RNA from Trypanosoma theileri, 978 nucleotides. RefSeq lists its product as uncharacterized. The transcript has a single exon. Bases 1 to 978 code for a protein of 325 amino acids. The record is from RefSeq and is a predicted model, not a curated record. Lineage: Eukaryota; Euglenozoa; Kinetoplastea; Trypanosomatida; Trypanosomatidae.